UGAUAAUCGAGUCAUAGAAAGAAAUAUAAAUUUGAACAGAUGCAUAAUCCACGUGAAUGCGCUUUUUGUAGGUACUUUUGAACGCCCGUACCUUCCUCGCUUCGCAAGUCCAUAAUCGUCACGGCAGUUAUCUCGGUCAAAUGGACUUUUACCCGACGCCAUUCUUCGAAUGUCGUACACGCCGAGUUCGAGACACCAAGAGAACGUGUCUACGUACCCGCGUUACCUGGUUUUUCUGUCUAUCCAUCCGUCCACGCCAGCUCGGGGAGAAUCCAAAGGAUUUGAUUAUGGAGUAGGCGAGCGGACUGUUCCCGUCCGCGGCUCGUAAGUGUACGACCGCGUCGCGACGUCGAUCUAGAAAGGCCACCAAGGAACCCCGUUCGUCGCGUAUUCGACGCAGCCAGAUGGAUUCGAGCCGUAUUGAAGUUAAUAACGUAUCGCCCACGCGCGACAGCAGCGCUUUAACCACCCACGCGAUUUCUUCCUCGGACCGGAUAAAGAAGCCGACGGAUCCCAAGCAACCUCAGAGGCUGGUCUCUACAGUGAAAUCAGACGCUAACUCCUGCCUCGCACCUCUUCCCAUGCUCGUACGCGCAGUCACGCAUAUAUGUUUCGUAGAUACGACUCUUUGGAGAAGCGUCGCGAGGUCACCCAUUGGAAAUUCAUCGAUCAAGGAUCGAUUUACCACGCGGACUCUAUUACCAUUUAACCUAACUGUAACAGAGGCAUCCUUAUCUAUUAAUCCUGACUCCGCGGAUUACUACGUCCCAGGCAAUGCUUUAUUAAAACACGACCUCGAGAACACCACGUAGGACUGGUGAGAUCCUUCGGUUCCGAGUCUCCCGCGAGAGUCAAGUUUACCUGCAUCCCGUGGUGCAGGGCCAUGCCUUGGAGGGGCCCGUUGAUUUCAAGAUCUAUAGCACACAAGGUAGCCCGACGACCGGCUGGCUCUCUGAUCGUGCUUGCGAGGUAUGGUAUCAGGGACAGCAGGUACCCGUCGACGGUGACGUUGGGUGCGCGACGUAGACUUAGGACGUCAUCGUCAAGUCUUUGACAGUGCGAUGGAGACAUGCAGAAACGAGAGGGAAGUACU
Cephus cinctus (wheat stem sawfly) is the source of this 1093-nucleotide messenger RNA. RefSeq lists its product as uncharacterized. NCBI's taxonomy places the organism in Eukaryota, Metazoa, Arthropoda, Insecta, Hymenoptera, Cephidae. The record is from RefSeq and is a predicted model, not a curated record. The coding region runs from base 405 to 812 and encodes 135 amino acids. The transcript is spliced from 2 exons.